GUAAGUAACUGAAGGGGACAUGAAGAAUUGACAUUUAAAUGGCCAGCAUGUUGCAAAAGUCUGACAGCAAUGCAAGCUUCCUCCGAGCUGCCAGAGCUGGCAAUCUGGACAAAGUAGUGGAAUACCUGAAGAGUGGGAUAGACAUUAACACAUGUAAUCAGAAUGGACUCAAUGCUCUGCACCUGGCAGCUAAAGAAGGCCAUGUGGGACUGGUACAAGAAUUACUGGAAAGAGGGUCAGCUGUGGAUUCUGCCACCAAGAAGGGGAAUACAGCCCUGCACAUUGCAUCCUUAGCAGGCCAAGCUGAAGUUGUCAAGGUUCUGGUGAAGGAAGGAGCCAAUAUUAAUGCACAGUCUCAGAAUGGCUUUACUCCUUUAUAUAUGGCAGCUCAAGAGAACCACAUUGAAGUGGUGAAGUAUCUCCUGGAGAAUGGAGCCAACCAAAGCACAGCUACUGAGGAUGGUUUCACUCCUCUCGCUGUUGCACUGCAACAAGGACACAACCAGGCAGUGGCCAUCCUUCUGGAAAAUGACACCAAGGGGAAAGUGAGAUUACCUGCUCUGCAUAUUGCUGCUAGGAAAGAUGACACCAAGUCAGCAGCACUCUUGCUGCAGAAUGACCAUAAUGCUGAUGUGCAGUCCAAGAUGAUGGUGAAUAGGACAACUGAGAGUGGCUUUACACCUUUGCACAUAGCUGCGCACUAUGGAAAUGUGAAUGUGGCAACACUGCUGCUAAACAGAGGAGCUGCAGUUGAUUUCACAGCAAGGAAUGGAAUCACCCCACUGCAUGUGGCUUCCAAAAGGGGAAACACAAACAUGGUGAAACUCUUGUUGGAUCGCGGAGGGCAGAUCGAUGCCAAAACCAGGGAUGGACUCACUCCACUCCACUGUGCUGCAAGAAGUGGACAUGACCAAGUUGUGGAGCUGCUCCUGGAACGAGGUGCCCCGCUGCUUGCACGGACCAAGAAUGGACUCUCUCCCCUUCACAUGGCUGCCCAGGGGGACCACGUGGAGUGCGUCAAACACCUCCUGCAGCACAAAGCUCCUGUGGACGAUGUCACACUGGAUUACCUGACUGCCCUCCAUGUGGCUGCACACUGUGGCCACUAUCGUGUCACCAAACUCCUUCUGGACAAGAGAGCAAAUCCCAAUGCUCGUGCCCUGAAUGGUUUUACUCCACUGCACAUUGCCUGCAAGAAAAAUCGCAUCAAAGUCAUGGAACUCCUGGUGAAAUAUGGGGCUUCAAUCCAGGCUAUAACAGAGUCUGGCCUCACACCAAUACAUGUGGCUGCAUUUAUGGGCCACUUGAACAUAGUCCUCCUUCUGCUGCAGAAUGGAGCCUCUCCUGAUGUCACUAACAUUCGUGGAGAAACUGCAUUGCACAUGGCAGCACGUGCUGGGCAGGUGGAAGUUGUUCGCUGUCUCCUAAGAAAUGGGGCUCUGGUCGAUGCCCGAGCCAGGGAAGAACAGACUCCACUGCACAUUGCUUCUCGCUUGGGAAAGACAGAGAUCGUCCAGCUUCUGCUGCAGCACAUGGCCCACCCUGAUGCUGCAACUACUAAUGGCUACACUCCACUGCAUAUCUCUGCCAGAGAGGGACAAGUUGAUGUUGCAUCUGUUCUCCUGGAGGCAGGUGCCUCGCACUCCAUGUCCACCAAAAAGGGAUUCACACCUUUGCAUGUGGCAGCCAAAUACGGGAGCCUGGAAGUGGCAAAGCUUCUGCUGCAGCGUCGUGCCUCUCCUGACUCAGCUGGCAAGAACGGCCUCACACCCCUGCACGUCGCGGCGCACUACGACAACCAGAAGGUGGCGCUGCUGCUGCUGGAGAGGGGCGCCUCGCCGCACGCCACCGCCAAGAACGGAUACACCCCUCUGCAUAUUGCUGCCAAGAAGAAUCAGAUGCAGAUAGCAACCACUCUGUUGAACUAUGGGGCUGAGACCAACAUUUUGACCAAGCAGGGUGUCACCCCGCUUCAUCUGGCUUCCCAAGAAGGUCACACUGACAUGGUGACCUUGCUGUUGGAGAAAGGAUCCAAUAUCCAUGUGGCAACAAAGACUGGACUGACAUCCUUACACCUUGCAGCUCAAGAGGAUAAAGUGAACGUAGCUGAAAUACUCACAAAACAUGGUGCAAACCAAGAUGCUCAGACAAAGCUUGGUUAUACACCUUUAAUUGUGGCAUGUCACUAUGGAAACAUCAAAAUGGUGAAUUUUCUUCUCAAGCAGGGAGCAAAUGUCAAUGCUAAAACAAAGAACGGGUACACCCCUCUUCACCAAGCUGCUCAACAAGGCCACACUCACAUCAUCAACGUCCUUCUCCAGCAUGGGGCCAAGCCCAAUGCCAUCACCACUAAUGGUAACACUGCCUUAGCUAUUGCAAGGCGGCUGGGAUAUAUCUCAGUGGUCGAUACGCUGAAGGUUGUAACGGAGGAGAUUACUACCACCACAACUACUGUGACAGAGAAGCACAAGCUAAAUGUACCUGAGACAAUGACUGAGGUCCUGGAUGUUUCAGACGAAGAAGGUGAUGACACCAUGACAGGAGAUGGAGGAGAGUACCUUAGACCAGAAGACCUCAGAGAACUAGGAGAUGACUCUUUACCAAGCAGCCAGUUCUUAGAUGGUAUGAACUACCUAAGGUACAGCUUGGAAGGAGGACGAUCUGACAGCCUGCGAUCCUUCAGUUCAGACAGGUCCCACACACUGAGCCAUGCCUCCUACCUGAGGGACAGUGCCAUGAUUGAUGACACAGUUGUAAUCCCCAGCCAGCAGGUCACAACUCUGGUCAAAGAAGCUGAAAGGAAUUCAUAUCGCUUAAGCUGGGGCCCUGAAAACUUGGACAAUGUGGCUCUUUCUUCCAGCCCUAUUCAUUCAGGCUUCCUGGUUAGUUUCAUGGUAGAUGCUCGUGGAGGUGCCAUGAGAGGCUGCAGACACAAUGGACUCCGAAUCAUUAUUCCUCCACGGAAAUGCACUGCUCCAACACGAGUGACUUGCCGGUUGGUGAAGCGUCACAGACUGGCCACCAUGCCUCCUAUGGUGGAAGGUGAAGGUCUGGCCAGCCGCCUGAUAGAAGUGGGACCUUCUGGUGCUCAGUUUCUUGGGCCUGUGAUUGUGGAGAUUCCCCAUUUUGCUGCUCUGCGUGGGAGAGAGCGAGAGCUGGUGAUCCUGCGCAGUGAGAAUGGGGACAGCUGGAAGGAGCACUUCUGUGAAUACACUGAAGAUGAACUGAAUGAAAUCUUGAAUGGGAUGGAUGAAGUACUUGAUACCCCAGAGGAGCUUGAGAAGAAACGUAUUUGCCGCAUCAUCACCCGAGAUUUCCCUCAGUACUUUGCAGUGGUAUCUCGGAUCAAACAGGACAGUAACCUCAUCGGGCCAGAGGGCGGUGUGCUAAGCAGCACUGUUGUACCACAAGUGCAGGCCGUCUUCCCAGAAGGGGCUCUCACCAAAAGAAUUCGUGUUGGCCUCCAGGCUCAACCUAUGCAUACCGAACUUAUGAAGAAGAUUUUAGGCAACAAGGCUACCUUCAGUCCUAUAGUUACGCUGGAGCCCAGGAGAAGGAAGUUCCAUAAGCCCAUCACAAUGACCAUUCCCAUCCCCAAGGCCUCCAGCGAUGGGAUCAUGAAUGGUUAUGGAGGUGACACACCUACUUUAAGGCUACUAUGCAGCAUAACAGGAGGAACCACCCCUGCCCAGUGGGAAGACAUCACUGGAACAACACCACUGACCUUUGUUAAUGAAUGUGUUUCCUUCACAACGAAUGUGUCUGCCAGAUUUUGGUUAAUAGACUGUCGACAGACACAAGAAUCUGUUACUUUUGCUUCACAAGUGUACAGAGAGAUUAUCUGCGUCCCCUACAUGGCUAAAUUUGUGGUAUUUGCCAAAUCACACGAUCCUAUUGAAGCACGGUUAAGAUGCUUUUGCAUGACAGAUGACAAGGUGGAUAAAACGCUAGAACAACAAGAAAACUUUGCUGAAGUUGCCAGGAGCAGGGAUGUAGAGGUAUUAGAAGGAAAACCCAUCUAUGUUGACUGCUUUGGCAAUUUGGUGCCACUGACAAAGAGUGGACAACAUCAUAUAUUCAGUUUUUUUGCCUUCAAAGAAAAUAGACUUCCUCUGUUUGUUAAGGUGCGAGACACCACACAAGAACCCUGUGGACGACUGUCAUUCAUGAAGGAGCCAAAAUCAACAAGAGGCCUUGUUCAUCAAGCCAUAUGCAAUUUAAACAUCACUUUACCCAUUUACACAAAGGAUUCAGAAUCAGACCAAGAACAAGAAGAAGAGGUUGAUAUGACUUCAGAAAAAAAUCAACAGGAUGAUCAGGAAAGGAUGGAGGAAAGACUGGCUCACAUUGCUGAUCAUCUUGGAUUCAGCUGGACAGAGCUAGCGAGAGAACUGGAUUUCACCGAAGAGCAAAUUCACCAGAUCCGAAUUGAAAAUCCAAAUUCACUUCAAGACCAGAGCCAUGCGCUCCUCAAGUACUGGCUCGAAAGGGAUGGGAAGCAUGCAACAGAUACGAACCUUACACAAUGUCUUACAAAAAUCAACCGCAUGGAUAUUGUUCACCUCAUGGAGACCAGCGGCAUUGACUCCGGUCAGGUCCAUGGCAGUUGCACAUACGUGGAAAUGGAGCAAACGAUAGGAUUGGACCACAGUGAAGGGUUUUCUGCACUGCAAGAAGAAGCAUACAGUUCAAGACAUAAGCGAGGAGAUGACCACAGAAUAUCUAAAGACAAUGAUCCGUCCGAACAUCCUCCGCUUGUCUCUGAGGAAGAUGUGUCUGUCAGUUAUUCUCCCUUCCAAGACAGCACUCCCAGGAGUGAGGCAGAGGUAUCAAUGGCCGAGCUCCUGAGACAAGCACAUAAGGAACAAGUCAAAGCUGAAUUCUCAGGGAAACCCCAAGAUGUGCCAGAUAAAACGUCUGCUUCACCACAGGAGUAUUUCAUCACGACUCCGGGAACAGAGUGGUCCAUGGCACCGGUAACUGGAAAUGCAGCAGGCGAGAAAUCCACCCGCUUCGGCACAUUGAAGGAAGAGAAACUGUCCUCGCAGCCCCCUCUGUCUGCUCAGAGAGGUGACUCUCCCAUCAUCCGAGAGCCUGAGGACACUCAGCUGUGCCAGGAUGACCUCUCUCCAAGGAGAACUAGUCUAGUGAUAGUAGAGUCAACUGAUGAACAGAAAGAGCAGUUUGGAAAAGGCUAUGAAGAGGAAUCCUUAGAAGAGGAAAUAGCCAAGGAGUUAGGGAGGCUGGAGACCAGCUCGGAUGAGGAUGAGAUGAUCACUACCAGGGUCAUUCGUCGCCGGGUGAUUAUUCAGGUACUGUGUGUUGACUUGUCGAGCCAAUGGUGACUGGGCCCUGGUGACACCUUUAGGUCUGCUGCUGAUGUUGCAUCUGACUCCGGAACAAUCCCAACUAAUGCAUGGGUUUCGGAUAAACCAUUCUGAUACCUUUUCUUGAAGAUUACAGUAAUACUGCUAACCCAAUGCUGAAUUAUGCCAGAUUCCUCAGUUGGAGGCAGAUGGAGGCUUCUCAGCCCCACACUAACCCUAACCCUGACACUGUAGGCUAGCAUAUAUUUGCCUGGACACUCCAGCAUUGCUUUUCUUUGCAUGCCUUUCUAAGUAUUUAU
Molecule: messenger RNA, 5626 nt
Organism: Melopsittacus undulatus (budgerigar)
Lineage: Eukaryota; Metazoa; Chordata; Aves; Psittaciformes; Psittaculidae
Product: ankyrin-2
Exons: 42
Coding region: 39-5345 (1768 amino acids)
Biological process (GO): signal transduction
Cellular component (GO): cytoplasm
Molecular function (GO): protein binding
Source: RefSeq, a predicted model, not a curated record